Molecule: messenger RNA, 3178 nt
Organism: Mytilus trossulus (common blue mussel)
Lineage: Eukaryota; Metazoa; Mollusca; Bivalvia; Mytilida; Mytilidae
Product: protein MTO1 homolog, mitochondrial-like
Exons: 17
Coding region: 141-2135 (664 amino acids)
Biological process (GO): tRNA methylation; mitochondrial tRNA wobble uridine modification
Cellular component (GO): cytosol; mitochondrion
Molecular function (GO): flavin adenine dinucleotide binding
Source: RefSeq, a predicted model, not a curated record
UCUGCAAAAAUCCAAAGAAAACAUAGUAAAGUCACAAGUCAGGGUUAGAUUUAUUAUCUUUUUGUAAAAUGGUACGGCUUCCAAGUAUACUGGAGCUACAUUUUGCAUGUAUAAUGUUUACAGUUUAACCUAAUCAAAGGAUGGGAACAGCACUGAAACUUGGCCAUGUGUGUCAGUAUGCUAGAUGUACAGGAAGACGAUUACUGAGCUCUACCCAAGGGACAACAGCCCUACCCUAUGAUGUAAUAGUUGUUGGCGGGGGGCAUGCAGGAACAGAGGCUGCAUGUGCAGCAGCAAGAAUGGGAGUGCAGACUUUAUUGGUUACACACAAGUUUGAAACAAUAGGUGAAAUGUCUUGUAACCCAUCAUUUGGAGGAAUAGGUAAAGGACAUCUGAUGAAAGAAAUAGAUGCUUUAGACGGAGUGUGUGCCAGAAUCUGUGAUAAAUCAGGAAUACAGUACAGAAUACUUAAUAAAAAGAAAGGACCUGCUGUGUGGGGCCCUAGAGCACAGAUAGACAGAAUGCUAUAUAAGAAACACAUACAAGAUGAGGUGACGGCCACAGCUAACCUUGCUAUAGAAGUAUCACCAGUUGAAGAUCUCAUUCUGAAAACAGCUACACAUCCCAGUCAUGAUUUAAUGAAACAAGAAUGUUGUGGUGUAAAACUUGGUGACGGUAAAGAAAUAUAUGGCAAAACUGUAAUUCUAACAGCUGGCACAUUUUUGAGAGGAAGUAUAAAUAUAGGCUUAGAUGUCAUCCCAGCUGGCCGACUAGGAGAUCAGCCUGCUAUUGGUCUGGCUAAAAGUAUUGAGAAUGCAGGAUUUACAAUGGGUAGACUUAAAACAGGUACACCACCAAGACUAGAUGGUAAGACAAUUGAUUUCUCCAAAACAGAAAUAAAGUAUGGCGAUGAUCCUCCGGAACCGUUCUCCUUCAUUAAUGAUCAAGUAUGGAUUAAGGCUAGUGAUCAGGUGAUAUGUCACAUGACAAGAACCAAUGAAAAAGUAGAUAGAAUAUGUAUGGAGACUUUACACCUAAACAGACAUGUACAUGAAGAAGUGAAUGGGCCAAGGUUUUGUCCCUCAUUAGAAUCUAAAGUAUUGAGAUUUAAAGGAAGAACACAUCAAAUAUGGCUUGAACCAGAAGGUCUAAGCAGUGAUGUUAUAUACCCUAAUGGUAUAUCAUGUACUAUGCCAGAGGAACAUCAACUAAGAUUAGUACAGAGUAUUGCAGGACUGGAAAAGGCUCAAAUUGUCAAACCAGGUUAUGGAGUAGAGUAUGAUUUUAUGGAUCCUAGACAGCUACGACCUACUUUAGAAACGUUACGGAUACAGAAUUUAUACUUUGCUGGUCAGAUCAAUGGCACAACAGGUUAUGAGGAAGCUGCUGCUCAGGGAUUAAUAGCUGGGAUAAAUGCUGCUUUAAAAGUACAAAACAACCCUCCCAUGAUUGUGGACAGGACAGAGGGAUAUAUUGGUGUACUAAUAGACGAUCUGACUACCCAGGGAACCAAUGAACCGUACAGAAUGUUUACAAGUCGAUCAGAAUUCAGACUGGCUCUCAGACCUGAUAAUGCUGACAGGAGGCUUACAGGAAAAGGUUAUAAAGCUGGUUGUGUAAGUGACUAUAGAUAUAACAGAUCUAAACAACUAGAACAAGAACUGAUAGAGAAUGUAGAAUUAUUAAAAUCUAUUGUGAAACCAGUUACAAAAUGGAGAGUUAUCCUAAAAAGAGAAAACAACAGUAAUGUUAACUCAAGAAGUGCAUUUGAUUUGUUGCUGAAUCAGUACACUAUGGCUGACUUUGUUGAACAUUGUCCAGAGGAGUUUGGUCAUCUUAAGGAUAACAAAUAUCUUCAAAGGAAACUAGAGGUAGAAGCUAAAUAUGCUAAUGAGAUGGAAGCACAAAUGGAAGAAAUAAAUGAAGUCAGAAAAGAUGAACAGCUAGUAUUACCAGAUAGUUUAGACUAUAUGAGCAUGAAUGACAUAUCAACUGAUGCUAGAGUAAAAUUAACUGAAGUGAGACCUCUGACUAUAGCAGCAGCCAGUCGUAUCCCUGGAAUGACACCAGCUGCCCUUGUACAGCUACUCAAAUAUGUCAAAAUGAUGCAAAUAUCUAACUUUGCUAACAGAUAAUCCAAAAGAUACAAACCUUCCUGUGAAGAGAACAUAUAUGUCACUGUGCUUUCCAAUUUUAAUGGACUUGAAAUGCAAUCAAAGUGGACACCUUCAAGACUAUUUGAAUGCAACAAAUCUUUAUUUUAUGGCAAUGGAUUGCACAUUACACUGUUAUCAAAGUCCAGGUCACAAUUCAGUUGAUAUACUGAGUUAUUUUUAGUCAAAAGUUUUUUUUGUGAAAAUGAUAUGAAAGAUAUUUAUAAAACCUGGUAGGGUUGUUGCCAAUUAUGUUUUUAUGUUUAUAGACAACAGGGUUUAUUUGUUAAUGUUGGCAUAUUUGAAACAAGUUGGGCUUCUAUAUACUAGUACCUGACUUUUAUACUGUCUAGAGUAUAUAGUUCUUAGUCAUAUUAUUUUGGAUGAUAACUGCAGUUUUACAUUAUGAAUUGUAACUCAUUAAAACAAGGGAGAAAUUAUUAAUAAAGUGUAUUUGCCCAUCCAAGCAUCCAGUUAUUUGAACCUCUUGUAAUACAAGUGUUUCCAUAAAUAAAUGUGUUGUAACAUGAGCAUCAGUUGGUAGUGCAAAGCUUUUUACUUGCUUAUCUGAUAUUAUGAUAACGUCUUCUUUUGAAACAGCUUAAUUUAAGGACUAAGAAAACUAUUAAAAAAUACAGUAAUAUGCUCAUUCCACAUCUUUUUCAUAUUUACUGCAGGGUUUGUUACUGGUGCCAUGUGGAUGUAAUAGAUUGUGUUUUCGUUUUUGAUGUGUGUGAUUUUAUAAUUUAUCGUUAAGAUUUUUUGCUUGUGAGAGAACUGUCUUCAAAUUCCAUUAUACUAAUGUUUUAUUUCUUUUGCUGUUAUUUCUGUGUCGUUUGGUCUCUUGAGAAGAGUUGUUCUUUUGGCAAUUUUACUCAUCUCCUUAAUUAUAUGAUCUGAUACCUGAGUAAACAUUUAUCGCAAAAUAAGAGCUGCUCGACUAAAUACAUAUAAUGAUUGGCUUAUCUGCUGUUCUCUUACAAAAAAGUUAUUACAAUCGGUAUCUAUGAGAUGAUUAACUGAAU